Caenorhabditis remanei is the source of this 936-nucleotide messenger RNA. RefSeq lists its product as uncharacterized. Gene Ontology annotation, cellular component: plasma membrane. NCBI's taxonomy places the organism in Eukaryota, Metazoa, Nematoda, Chromadorea, Rhabditida, Rhabditidae. The record is from RefSeq and is a predicted model, not a curated record. Gene Ontology annotation, biological process: hermaphrodite somatic sex determination; hermaphrodite germ-line sex determination. The transcript is spliced from 3 exons. Gene Ontology annotation, molecular function: transmembrane signaling receptor activity. Bases 1 to 936 code for a protein of 311 amino acids.
AUGAAUGAGAAAACAAAUAUCCGUGACAUACCUGCGGAACCUAUUAAACCAGAACUCAAUUCAUCACCUAAUGACGUGGUCCCAGACAAAGAUUUGUGUAAUUCUCUCAACCGAAUUGUGUUAUCAGAAAAUCGUCAACAUGAAAAAGGAUGCAAAACCAACCAAGAAUUAAAAUAUGGAAUUGAGAAGCUUUCGAGCUUGAAUACCCAAACAAACGUUGACCCAGCAAAGAAGAAAGAAACAACGGAAAGUUCCGAUCAAAAACCAACUAAAAAGUGCUAUAGAUACCAAUUAUUCUACAAAAAAGGAGUGACAGCAGACUACAAACUAGAUCCUGUAUUUGAGAUCUGUGAGGUACAAAACGGAAUGGAUGAAGAUGUUCGAAGCUAUAUGAACUUUGCGGUUUCACUUUUGCCGGAAAUUGGAAUCAAAACCGGGAACAAUCCUGUCGAAGAUUUCAACAGAAACUUUUAUCUGACAAGAGUGGAAGCAAGCAAUACUGCAGUCGAUAACACGGUGUUCCGUCGGUGUGUCGAACGAAAUGUGAAGUAUGAUCCGCCCAUCUUGCAAGAAAUACUCGAAAAAGUUAGUAAACUACCUGGUGGACCUGCAAAAAAACAUCCAAAAGCAAUUUUCUACCCUCCCAGCUUCUCGUAUCAAAUGGUGGAAUACUGUGAGGAUCCAUUCUGGACAGAAAGAGUUGUUGAAAUACCAGAAGGGUAUAUACGGCCACAUAAACGGAUCGAAAUUGCAAACGGACCACCACCACCAGUUGAUUGGACACAAAAGAUGUCGGAUAACAGUCAUGUUCUAUCCGGACAACCUGCCUGGGAACCAGCUGUGCAGAAAUUCAAGUUGGAACAAAGAUUGGAAUCUGAAAGUUUGACUGAAAAAGAAAAAGAAGACAUCAACAAACAAAUUGAUGCUUUGUUUUGA